GUAUAUUCUUUUUAUUACCCGCGUAAAAUCUACCAAACACAACUUGCGCGCAAUAACAUAUUUUAACGCGUAGUUUUUGUUUUGAAUUUUGUUUACAACCCAUAGAACUUAAGAGGAAUCAAGAGUACCAAUGUCGAUGUUUCAAGGUCAAGGGUUCUUGAUAAUCACAUCAGAGGGAUUCCAAGAUCCAGAACAAGUCAAUGAAAUCAAACAACUCCUCCAAAAUAAUGGUGCAGUGGUGGUUGAAAAGGAAGAAUACAACAAUAAUAAGAAUUAUUUAAUCAAUGAUGAAGAUGAAUCAACUGAUGCUGAAAAACUAGCCAUAAACCAUAUCAUCGCCGAAUCGAUCCAAUUCAUCGAAUAUAGUCUUGCCAUAAAGUCCAUGAUCCCCAUCACGACAUGUGAAUGGGUUCGUAAGACUAUUGAAGCUGGGAAACCUGUAAAUUACAAAAUCUAUAAUCCUGACCCAAAGUUCUUCUUUAAGGAUACUUUUGUGUGUGUGGCUGAUAACUUACCUAUUGGAGAUAAAGAAGCUAUAUAUGGUGGGAUUAAAGCAUUUGGAGGGAAUUAUUUAGAUGUGUUAACGAAAUAUACCACUCAUUUAAUUGCCAUUGAUCUUUCAAAUGAGAAAAGUAUCAUUGCUUCUAGUGCAAUACGAAACGAAGAGGAUAAUGAUGAAAAUGGUAUUGAUAUUAAGAUCGUCUUACCUCAUUGGAUAGAUCAUUGUAUUACGUUAGGAAGAAAAUUGGAUGAAAAACCAUACUUAUUACCUAAUCCACCUAUUUUAAAUGAAAGUAAUAGCACUAUUUCCAGAGAUGCGAAAACAUUAAUUCCUAUUAAAGAAUUAGCAGAAAGUCAAGAUGUGAUUUCUAAUUUCUUUAAUAAAAAGGUGUUUUACAUAUCCCAAGAUUAUAAUCUUUCAGAAAGAUUAACCAAUUCCCUCGUCACUUUAAUUGAAAGACAAGGAGGUGAAGUAUCUAAAACGUUUGUGGUAGAUUCUGUCGAUGUAUAUAUCGGUAAGUAUCGUACUGGUGAACAUUACAUUUCUAGUAGCAAAUCGAACAGAAUCGUGGUGGGUAAUCUUCAAUGGUUAUAUCACGUUAUAGUCACCAAUAAAUGGGUCCUCCCCUUAAACUCAAGCUUAUUACAUUAUCCUGUUCCCAAUGAACCACUUGAAAGCUUUAAGAAUCUUCGAAUCUCUAUCACUAAUUAUAGUGGUGAUUCAAGAGCAUACUUGGUUAAGCUUAUAUCUACUUUGGGUGGUACUUUCACCAAGACAUUAGCAAAAGACAACCAUUAUUUGAUAUCGGCAAAGGAUGAAGGUAAGAAGCAUCUCACUGCUAAAGAGAAAUGGAUCGGAGAAGAUGGUAACCCAAAGAUAAAGAUCGUUAAUCAUUUAUGGUUAGAGGAAUGUUUUGCACAAUGGAAACUUGUUGAUUAUGAAGUACAGAAAUAUCAAUAUUUCGGUAAUGGUAAAAACAUAAUGGAAUCUUUAAUUGAUAGAACUAAGUUAGAUGAAAAUGUGUUAAAGAAAUGGAAUGGUGAAGAUGAAGAAGUUAAUAGUCAAAAUGUUGAUGAUAGUAUGAGUGAAGAUGAAGCUACUCAAAGUAAAGUGAAUUUCACCACCGUUAAUGGAAGAGGUGAAGAUAAAGAAGAAGAAAGCGAAGAAGCAAAAUAUGCUGACGAUAAAGACAAGGAAAACCAUUCUUUCAGUCCUAUUGUCAAUCAUGAAGGUAGAUUAGGUGGUAGAGCUGCUGCUAAAAGAGCGGCAUUGAAAUUACAUAAUACCAUGACUGAUUUAAAUAACUAUCAAGCUAUGGCCAAGAGUUCAAGAAAGAUGAAAACAUUUAUGGAUGAAUUGGAUGGAUCGACAACUCCUUCAAAGAAGUCAAAGGCUGACUCAGAAAUUGAAAAUACACCUUCUAAGAAAGCAAAGAUUAGCAGUCAAUCCAGUGUAUCUGAAGAACCUAAGGCCAAAUCACAAUUUUCAAUGGAUACCGUUGCCAUUAUGACUGGUAGUGAAAAAGAAAUCACUUUAACUAAGAGUAAUAUCGCUUUGUUAGCAGAAGUGGGUAUACAAGUGUUAUCAGAUUUCCCUGAUUCAUACUCUGUCAAUACAUUAAUUGCUCCUAAGAUAUUGAGAACUGAAAAAUUCUUAAGAAGUUUAAGUAAAGUUGAUAGAAUCAUUCACCCAAAAUAUUUGAUUGAAGUAAUUAAGAAGUUAGAAGAUUCAGAACCAGAAAAUUAUCCCAGUGUGUUUGAUGAACUCAACUUGGACGAUUACGAGUUAGAUAAAUUCAUAUCGAUUAAUGAAUUGAAUAGUGAAUUAGGCUAUCCCGAAUCAUACAAGAAGAAUGGGUUUACUACUUUAAUCAAGAGUGACGUUAGCGUUUUCUCAGGGUUAAAUAUCAACUUAUCAUCAAGUUUGAAUGGUGGAGUUGAUGUUAUUUCCCGUAUCUUACAGGAUCAUGGCAUGACUGAAUUCAGCCCUAUAAAGAAUAAUUUAUCAUUGCCAGCGUUAAAGAAAUCAAUUAUAGAAACUGAAAUUGAUGGCUCAUCAUGUAAUCUUUUGAUCGCUCAUAAAUCUAAAGAUGUUAAACUAAUUUCCAAUUUCAAGAAAUUGAACGAAUCGAAUCUGAUAGUAGUUGAAUGGGAUUGGUGUGUGAAAUCGAUUUUCAAAGCUAAAUUAGAACCAUUCGAUAAUUACAGAUUAUAAAUUGAAAAAAUCACAACUUUUUUAAUUUUAUUCAAGUAUAUUUUUAAAAGUAUAGGAACAGUGUAUGAAAUAAAUGACGAAUUAAACAAACAAAAAGGAUAAAAAUACUUGUUGAAAAAAGUAUUUAAUAAUAUAUAGUAAUAUAUAA
This is a messenger RNA of Scheffersomyces coipomensis, 2864 nucleotides long. RefSeq names its product Esc4p (gene ESC4). The transcript has a single exon. Lineage: Eukaryota; Fungi; Ascomycota; Pichiomycetes; Serinales; Debaryomycetaceae. Gene Ontology annotation, biological process: double-strand break repair; DNA double-strand break attachment to nuclear envelope. Gene Ontology annotation, cellular component: Cul8-RING ubiquitin ligase complex; nucleus. The coding region runs from base 131 to 2716 and encodes 861 amino acids. The record is from RefSeq and is a predicted model, not a curated record.